This is a messenger RNA of Coccomyxa subellipsoidea C-169, 264 nucleotides long. RefSeq lists its product as hypothetical. The transcript has a single exon. The coding region runs from base 1 to 264 and encodes 87 amino acids. NCBI's taxonomy places the organism in Eukaryota, Viridiplantae, Chlorophyta, Trebouxiophyceae, Coccomyxaceae. The record is from RefSeq and is a predicted model, not a curated record.
AUGGCAUUGCGAAUCCUCACACUAGAGAAUUACAUCCUGUCUGUAAGUUUGCAUGACGACCUUGGAAACCUUGAAUUAAUUCUCAGCCAAACUCGACAUCUGCCAUCCUGCAUAUAUGCAGAAUGCUCUACGUGGUGUACUGUACAUAAAUGGACUACCAUUUACUUCAUUUACGUGUCGUCUGAGCCAACUUGGCAUGCAAUUAGACACCCGUGCCACCAUGCACUGUGUACUCACACACAUGUUGGCUACCUUAAGCUAUAG